Nerophis lumbriciformis (worm pipefish) is the source of this 1571-nucleotide messenger RNA. RefSeq names its product myelin protein zero-like 3 (gene mpzl3). The record is from RefSeq and is a predicted model, not a curated record. Lineage: Eukaryota; Metazoa; Chordata; Actinopteri; Syngnathiformes; Syngnathidae. Gene Ontology annotation, cellular component: plasma membrane.
UGUCAGGUAGUCUUCCUUCUGCGACGCAACGGAGACUUUGAGUCACGACCAACGCAACAAUGGAUGUACAUUUUGUAUAGUUUUGACGUAUUUUUGUUAAAUUUCUGUUUACAUUUUGAAUUUACUAGAAGUGGAUUUUUUUUUUAACACCAAAAAUGUGUCGAAUGUGCCAUUGGAAUUACUCACUGGAAGUCGUGUUGCUGCUUUAUUUGCUAGCUUGUUUCGCUCUUUCUCAUGUUUCCUCCAUCACUGUGAGUUCUCCAGCUGAGCUCCAUGCAUCCACAGGAGACACCGUCUCACUGUCCUGCACUUUCAGUUCUACUAGCCGGCCGACCAGCAAGAUGACUGUCGACUGGUCGUACCGACCUCAGACUGGGGGACCGCCAGAGACAAUCUUCCACUUCUCUUCUCGUGCCUUCCCUCCUUUGGUGGGUCAGUUCAGUGGGCGUAUUCAGUGGCGAGGAAGCCCAGCGAAGGGGGAAGCCUCUAUCUCGCUGAUCAACUCUACAUUGAACGAUAACGGAACCUACACAUGCUCAGUCAGAAAUCCCCCAGAUGUCCACGGGAGCCCAAAUUCCCACACUGUACUCACUGUCAUUCCAAAGGCACCCAGUAUUCGUUUCUCCGAUGUUGCGGUCCUCCUGUUUCUCAUCCUUAUCCCUUCCACUAUCCUCACCCUGGUUCUGAUUGGACGGAUAUUUUGCCCCAGGAGACAGCACAGCCAAUCUAAAGGCUACAGAUCAGCCAUAGAGAUCACAGAAGGAGAGGAGGAAGACAUCUACCCAGCAGGAGGCAAACCGACGGGGUGCACGUGCUGCGACCUAUAUCUGACGGACUCUGAGAGUGAGAACGAUUACACGGACAUGAAAACGAACACGCCAAUUCAUGAAGAUUAUGCCGAGUCUCAGUGCUAGAGAUUCCUGCUGGCUCACUCGUUGAGACCUGCUGAAUGGAAAUCAAUGCUGAAUUAAUGCACGUGUCAACCCUUCAGGUCAGUUUGGCACACACGUGCAUGUGAUAUUAUGAAGGUUUAUUUUCUCUAAUUUAUUGCCUGUGUCAUAGCUGUGCUUUUUUGUUGUAUUUUCCCCUUUUUUUGAUACAGUAUGAUUCACAUCUGGGAGUGAAAUAACAAAACUGAUUUAGAUGCCCUAAUAAUAUUAUGACUGCACAUAGUGUAUAGUGUCUAAACAGGAUUGAAGUUAGCAAAUAGUCUCAAUAUAUGUUUUAGUAAAUUUUGAUGACUAGAUUAAUUUGCGUUAAUGAAGAGACAAGCAUGACAUGAGAGACACGCUUUGUCAGAAUGAUGAUCACAAUUUGUGGCGAGUACAGUAUGAAGCUGAUAGCAUACAGCCACAAUGUUCAUCCCCUUGCUGUUUGCUCUGCUGAACUAUUCAUGAAUGGAACUCGUUCAGUAUUUAUGAAUGUUCUUGAAUAUUCCUUUAAAAACUCCCAAGGACAAGGCCGGAACAUUUGGCACUUUCCUGUAGAAUCUGUCGCGCAGUUGCGGGGUUUGAGAGUGAUUAAAACACUUAAUAAAAGCCUGUAGGAAGAAUAAAAGAGUCAAAAAGCAA